UCGAAGCCAGUGUCAUAGCGCCUGUCAACUCAAAACUUUUGACGCUACAAACUUUAUCUUUCACUUCCUCACAGCUGUUUUCAGUGCGUUUCCUUUCACAGCUUUAAAACCCGUAUCGUACAUCAAAUGAAAACAACACAACAACUUGAACAACAGCACGAUCGUCAAGAUGUAAAUAGUUCUGCUUGUUUAACGUUACUUUGACCGGUGCAAAGAUGCAUCGCAACGUAGCUAACGGUAGUUUAGCUAGUUAGCUAGUUAGCUAAACGUAGUGUUGACAUCGAGACGUAAUGUCAGGACGGACAAUAAACCGUUAACUCAUUAAAGUGCCGUGUUUUGGCUUUGGAUAGUUAGUCUGACAGAUCAAAAUGUGUCGUUUUCUACGCUACUGUACCAGCCACUGCAUUCACGCGGCGAUGACCCGGCUGGAGGAGGUUAACGGAGAGGUGAGCAUGUCGUCGUCUGUCCGGUGGCUGGGCUACCUGUCCGGUCUCAACCUGCUGAUCGCCCUGUGCUUGGGGCUCUAUGCCCGGUGGGAGAGGACCGCGGAGACCACUCUUCUUGUCAUUUUCGUUUUGGCUCUGAUUGUCCUCGGCAUAGCAAGUGUAGUGUACUACUACUUCCGCAUGGAGAGGUUCAGCCUGAGCAUCCUCCACCUGUGGUUCGGUUUUUUGCUGGGACUGCAGUGUUUCCUCAACAGCCCCGGGAUGGAGGGCAACGUGAAGGAGCAGGCAGCCAACUACAUGCUGGUGGCCAGUGUGUCUCUGAGGACUCUGUGGGCGCUGCUGGAGAGACUGUUUGGAUGUACCAACUACCGUCCCGCCUUCCUCACCUCGGCAGAGCGGCUGGAGCUGGUCGGCUUUGCCGCCGCCAGCACGGCGCUGCUCAUCCAGCAGUCCUUGAGCGUGAUGGUGCUCGUGGUGGCGCUGGCCACGGUCAUGGUUGCCCUCCGGAUGAAGGCUGUCCUGGCUCUCCCCAACUUGGUCUGCUUCGCUGUCAUCACAGCAUUGCUGUUCUUCAAGUCUCUGAGCAUCACCAUCAACCCUUUCGCCCUCGCCUGCUUCUUCAGCCAGCUCAUCUGCGACCCUCUGCUGGAUGUGUACUUCAGUGGUCUCUCUGUGACUGAGCGCUGGCAGCCUUUCCUGGUGUGGAGGGGGCUGUGGCGCCGGCUGUCCCUCCUGCCUCUGCUGGUGGUGGAGGUGACAUUCAUCACUCUGGCCUUUCGGAAGCUGAAAGACCUGGACCCGUGGUACGUGAUGAUCCCAGGCUUUGUGGUCUGUGUGCUCUUCUGGGCCAUCUGCCACAUGGUGUUCGUCAUCACAGUUUGGGGCUUUCACACUAAGCUCAGUGAAUGCCAGAGGAUGUGCUUGUCCCAGGGGUCAGGGGUCAGCGGCCUGGACAAGGUUAUGGCCUCUAAGGGCAUGAGACAUUUCUGCCUCAUCUCUGAACGCCUGGUUUUCUUCUCGCUGGUGUCAACUGUUGCUGUUGCGGCUAUUUGUUGGCAGGCCUCCAGCAGUAUCUUCGUGAGCAUGUUCCUGCUUGUGCUGCCUCUGGAGUCGCUGUUCCACGGGCUUUUCCACGAGCUCGGGAAUAGCCUCGGCGGAACCUGCGUGGGCUACGCAGUGGUCAUCCCCACCAACUACUGCAGUCCUGAUGGCCAGCCCAUGCUGCUGCCUCCGGGCCAGGUGCAGGCGCUGAACCAACGCUCUACAGGCAUGUUGAACAAUGUGCAGCGCUUCUUCGCCCACCACCUGAUCGAGACUUUUGGCUGCGACUAUUCCACCAGCGGGGUGACCCAGAACGCUCUGCUGGCCAAGAUCAAAUGCUUCUUGGAGCUUCGCACGGCAGACGGGCCUCGCCACGACACCUACGUGAUCUUCUACAGCGGGCACAGUCACCGCUCUGGAGAGUGGGCGCUGGCAGGAGGAGACACUCUUCGUCUGGAUCAGAUCUUGGACAGUUGGAGAGAGAAGAACGGCAGCUGCUGCUCGCGCCUCAUCUUGGUGCUCGACUGUGACAACUCGUUGCCGUGGGUGAAGGAGGUCAGGAAGGUGGAGGGCCUGUACGUGGCCGUGCAAGGUGCAACGCACGCUCAAGUGACGGACGUCGAGCUGCAGGAGCCCGCGCAGCUCGGAGACUUCACCUCCCAGUGGGUGGAGUAUAACUGCAACUCCAACAGCAACAUCCAGUGGUCGGAGAGGGGCCGGCCCCUUUCUGCUGACUACGGCAUCUCCAAACACUGGAGCGACUACACGCUGCACCUGCCGACAGGAAGUGACGUUACCAACCACUGGGGCUUGUACUUCCCUCGGGUGACCUACCCGGUGGUCCAGAUGGCGCUGGGGUACAGCGGACUGAAUGAGCUGUCGCUCUGCAGCAUCUGCCUGCGAUUUCUCAAGAGAGUCAAACUCAACUGGUUUCCCCCGGCGAUACUGGACACGGGCCAAGGCUUCAAACUGGUCCGAUCAUAGAAAUACCAGAUUGUAUUUUUCUAAAAGGUUAGCGAGUUUCUUGGACCCGAAUAAUAAGCGACUAUUGGACUGUUAACGUGUCGCUUACCAGUUUCCUGUAAGUUACUGAAAAACCAAUCACUUAAUUUCUGAUUUGUCUGUUUGAAAUGUGUGUUUUUAUUACCAGUUGUUGUAUACUUUGCAAAUGUUUCUAUUAAUGUGUUUUCUAGCUUUGAUUUUGGGGAUCUUAACAUCCCUGUGUUAAAAGAUGUAUCAACGUGUUGGAUGUGACGAAGCACAUCGACUCUAUUUUGCACUUUUUUUGCAUCGCAUUUACUGUUUGACCUUGAAAAAAAAAACAUUUGUGCCUUUUUAACGUAAAAUCACCAACGGACAUCCAGCUCCUUAGGCUGAUUUAAAAACUAUAUCUAUAUAUUUUUACCUUCUUUUUUUUAACCAAAGAAGCCGUGGUACAUCUUCAGAGUAAAGAUCUCGGGCAUAAAUCAUAAGCAGCAGUUAUGCAGUUUCUCAGAUGUGCAUCUUGUAUUUGCCUUCUGAAAUGAUUCCUUUUACACGCCGAGCUUUGAUUCACGGCUUGCUGUCCGUUGUAAGUAACCACGUUUUGUAAUGCUUUUUAGGGGUUAUUUUUUAAAUACUCUCCAGCUGCUUCAGGGAGUCCAGAAAGAGUUUAUUAAAACUGUACUGAUGAAUGCACUACACACAGAGAUGUGUGCGAACUACGAUAUUUAUGUCAUAAUGAACCCCGGGAAAGAUUCAUUUUCUUCUUGGGGUUCGUCGCAGUUUACUGAGCUAUGCAAGAUUAUUCAGGUGAACGAUGUGUGAAACUAUGCAAUAAAGAAGAAGUGGGACUUCACUGCUCAAAUUAGGAAUUUAACGGGCUCCUCGUUGUUUACAUUCUGCCAUAAACUAAAUGAAGCGGGUCAUUUCAUCAACUGAUUAUGGGGCCAAACAUAUUUGGUACUAAUUAUAGGAACAAUAGACAAAGUUCUCACUCUGAGACUGUUAGAAACUGCUUCUUUGUGUUUAGCAAGUAAAUAUUUAAUUGUUAUAUAUGUUAAAUUGUUUGCCUGUAGACAAAUAAAAAAAUUCAACUUA
Molecule: messenger RNA, 3566 nt
Organism: Cottoperca gobio
Lineage: Eukaryota; Metazoa; Chordata; Actinopteri; Perciformes; Bovichtidae
Gene: tmem168b
Product: transmembrane protein 168b
Exons: 4
Coding region: 369-2471 (700 amino acids)
Source: RefSeq, a predicted model, not a curated record